Aspergillus calidoustus is the source of this 690-nucleotide messenger RNA. NCBI's taxonomy places the organism in Eukaryota, Fungi, Ascomycota, Eurotiomycetes, Eurotiales, Aspergillaceae. The record is from the annotation of a GenBank genome assembly.
AUGAUCUGGGAGAAUACAUGGCCUACAGCACGGGUCAUCGAAGCUGCAUCAUGGGAGAAAUUCGACGACGCUACGGCCGGGGAAGUCGUUGAUGAGAUUGAGGAAGCCAAUGACAGUAAUGACGACGACCGAGAAACACCAGGAUUCAAGCAAUUCACUAUCCUUCGUCCUCUAGGCUCUUUUGACGCACUCUUGCAGAGUGAUUCUAGCUCGAGAUUCUUAGAGACACGGUCCCCAUUGGAAGAGUGUCCGCCUCCGAUCGCCCUCUGGAUAUGUCACGAAUCUCGCAUGCAUAGUUUAAGAAAGUAUAUCUUGAUCCAACAUCCGGAUCUGCCCGAACGCUCGUUCUAUUUGAACCCGCGCCAGGACCUUCUCUGGUUGAGUUGCGAUAUUACCGACAAUUCUGAUCUUCUAAAGGAGCUGCAAGAAUCCUACCGGAAUUCCCUUGCUUCAUUCAGGAAUCUUCUUGUCGAGGAUAUAGAGUGGGAAGGUUGGAACCUAUCUUCUUCAAUGGUCGUAUCCAUCUUGCCUGCUCUGCAGACUGUUGUACUCAUAGCAGAUGACCAUGAAGAUGAUAACACGCUGAUUAAAUACAGCAUCAAGGAGUACGGUGAGUUCGCUACCAGAUACAAAGCCGAGUAUUCUAUGUUCUGUGGGCUUGGGGGGGGUGGGCACAUCAUAUCAGCUUGA